This is a messenger RNA of Ornithorhynchus anatinus (platypus), 900 nucleotides long. It is a transcript of the gene SMIM5, whose product is annotated as small integral membrane protein 5. The coding region runs from base 200 to 421 and encodes 73 amino acids. The transcript is spliced from 3 exons. Lineage: Eukaryota; Metazoa; Chordata; Mammalia; Monotremata; Ornithorhynchidae. The record is from RefSeq and is a predicted model, not a curated record.
GGCUGGAGUUCCCGCGAGUUCCACCCUCCCGGCCUGUAACCCGAAACCCCGGGGCCGGCGGCCAGAGGAGGAGCGGCGGCUGAGGGAGCAGGAGCAGGAGGAGGAGCAGCUGGCUGUCAGCGGCAGCCCGGGGGACCGAAGCAGGAGCCGGCGGAGACAGUGGAGGGCACCUCGGGGCCCGGGGACCUCGGGGCUCAGCAUGGCAGCCCAGGGCUUCCCGCAGGAGAUGCAGUCCCUGGGCCAGAAGCUCUUGCUGAGGCUCAAGCAGCUGCCCCAGGCGGAGCCGGUGGAGAUCGCCGCCUUCUCCGUCAUCCUCCUCUUUGUCGCCACCUUGCUGCUGCUGCUAGGGAUGGCGUGCUGCUGCUGCUGCUGCAGCUUCUCACCCAGCUUCCGGACUGAGCGGCGGGCCAGGAAGCCCUAGGCCAGGCCAGUCGGGCCACUGCGACCGGAGAGGAUGCCACCCCUCCGCCAUCCCGGCUGCCCAAGUUCCCGGAGACAGACGCCCAGGGAUGGUUUGCCUUUUCGGCCAGAAACGCCUGGGUCCGGAGUGGCACUGUGGCUGCCCUAUGGGGACAUGACCCCAGGACGCUGACCGUGCCCAAGGCAGAAGGGUGAUGCCUGGGGGAUAAGAGGGUCCCUUUGCCUGCAGGCCAGGGCACAGGGAUGCUCAGGUUCCCUCAGGGAAGGGCAGCAGCGAGAUGUCACCGCCCAUCCCCCGUCCCCGUAAGAGAAGAACCAGUGCCCAUUUGGCUCCUGGAGGAGAGAAGUGCCAACAGGUGUAUAGUGCCACAGCUGCCCAGGCUGGCUUCCUGGCGAAGCUGCCCUCCGGCCCUACAGGCCAAUAGGCCACUUCUGGGACUCUGCUUCUUUCUUUAGCAAUAAAUGUGUUUUGGUUACGGA